AUGGCAUCUGCAAGCAAUGGAACCAGCACUAAUGGUCACACGGACGCUGGUCCAAGCAGGAAAGCGGCCUCUUCUUCAUCAGGCGAAAGAGCUAGCGCCAGUUCCUUGCUAGACAACGGCGCUUUCACCGCUUUCCAAGCAACUCAGCAAGAGCAUGACGCCUCCAUUGUUGCGCACAUCUAUCAGUCAGGCUUUCAACAAGGCAACUAUGCCGAUAUCCAACUUAUUGUCCUGAACCGAUCGUACCGUCUCCACUGCCUAAUCUUGUCACGUUCACCAUACCUCGACCACUUGAUACGAUCAACACCAACCAAGCAGAUUUACAUACCACUCGAACAAUUUCCUCAUAUUACUGAAGAGGCUUUUGCGAUAGCCCUCGGAUACCUGUAUGCCAGUGCUUCUAUGAACCUUGUAACUCCUGCCAACGCGCGGUCUGUCCUUGCAACGGCUUGUCUUCUGGGCGGCAUGGAGGAGCUGUGCGCACACGCUUACGAACUGUGCAAAACCACGAUUACCCUUGAAAAUGCACACAAUUGGGUCGAGUUUCUGUCGACCAUACCGUUCUCUUCUGCGCCCUCUUCUCCAAGAUCAGCAUCUCCCCUUCCAACGCCAAACGAGAACGGUAUCCCCCACAAUCACCACUUCCAGAAUGGGUACACACAAUGGUCGGGAUAUACCCAGCAUCCGCCUGCACCUCCCCCAUCGGCGAUAUUUGGACCCUAUGCAGAACGUCUACGGGGAGAUGUGUUCCACUUCCUCGUUGUUGCACUUCCAGGGCAGUUGGCAGCUGCUGGGUCGAACGUGUCGGAAGUUUUGGUAAAUGUCUACUCACAACUUCCUUUCGAGUAUUUCAAGGCAGCUAUAGAAUCCCCUGAAUUUCCUAUUGGUAAUGACCACCAACGUUUCCAGUUCGCCAAGGCUGCGUUGGCGAUCCGGAAACAAGGCAUUGCGCGUGAUGCGGAAGAAUCUGUUGUGUUGGCGUUCGGAGGACGAGAUCAAGGGCAGAGUAAUGUCCACAUCACUCGGAGGAUGGCUAAGCGACGCCUCUUCAAGGUUGGCCAAUAG
Molecule: messenger RNA, 1065 nt
Organism: Cantharellus anzutake
Lineage: Eukaryota; Fungi; Basidiomycota; Agaricomycetes; Cantharellales; Hydnaceae
Exons: 7
Coding region: 1-1065 (354 amino acids)
Molecular function (GO): protein binding
Source: RefSeq, a predicted model, not a curated record